Messenger RNA from Emiliania huxleyi CCMP1516, 1152 nucleotides. RefSeq lists its product as hypothetical. The record is from RefSeq and is a predicted model, not a curated record. Gene Ontology annotation, molecular function: mannosyltransferase activity. Gene Ontology annotation, biological process: protein O-linked glycosylation. The coding region runs from base 22 to 1029 and encodes 335 amino acids. Lineage: Eukaryota; Haptophyta; Isochrysidales; Noelaerhabdaceae. Gene Ontology annotation, cellular component: membrane. The transcript has 5 exons.
AUGACCGCUGAAGAGUGAUACAUGCGCGCUCGCGGCAAGCAGGGCGCCGCCAGCGAGCCCGAGACGGACUCGCUGUCUGACACCUCGGACACCGACAAGUACGCAAAGCGCAGCGACGACAGCUGCAGUGCGGGCCUCAGCGACGGCCGCGCGCUGCGCUGGCUGCUCGGCGCGGGCGUGUUGACUCGCUUCUACGGCCUCGCGUGGCCCGACGAGGUGGUCUUUGACGAGGUGCACUUUGGAAAGUUUAUCACCGGAUAUUUGACCGGGCAGUACUUUUUCGACAUCCACCCGCCGACCGGAAAGCUGCUCAUCGCCGCCGUCGCCUGGGCGAGCGGCUUCCGCGGCACGCAGCCGUUUCAAAAGAUCGGCGAGGCGUACCGGGUUGGCACGAACCUCUUCGCGCUGCGCGCCCUGCCGGCCGCGUUCGGCGCCGCGCUGCCGCCGCUCCUGUUCUCGCUCGCGCGGCAGCUCGGCUGCUCCUCCGCCUCCUCUCUCUUGGUCGGGUGCCUCGUCCUCCUCGACGGCGCGACGCUGGGAGAGGCGCGCCGCGGGAGGGCGGAGGAGGAGGGGAUGGAGGCUGGCGACGCGGUCGCGCGCUCCCAGCCCGUCUUCUACUGGUCCUCGACAAAGUGCUACGCCGACCACUACUGCCGCAUCUACAUGGCGGCGAACCCGAUCGUGUGGGGCGUCGGCCUCACCGGCCUCGCCGCGCUCCUCCUCCUCCUCCUCGGCCGCCUCUGCUCCUGCGGCGCGCGGCGGAGGCUUGGCACGGCGCGAGGCGCGCCUGCCGCGGUGCGGCACGGCUGGCUGCUGCUGUGCGGCCACGCGCUGGGGUGGCUCCCCUUCGCGGCCGUCAAGCGCGUCGCCUUCCUCUUCUUCCUCCCGCUCUACCUCGGCUGGCCCAUCGAGCCGGCGGACUCGCGCUGGCGCGCGAAGCUGCUCGACCCGUGCCGGCCGGUGCUCGAGUGGGUGGACAGCCACGUGGUGCCAGCCCUGUUCCCCAACGUGUCGGCGGUGGAGCAGUGAGAGAGAGCGCGUCCCGCACGCGUCGCAUCGCGAGCGCGCUCCCUCCCCUUCUCCGACCCGUUACGCGUCUGCAUGUAUCAAGUCCGUUUUGUAUAUAUCACACAAUAUUUAUCUAUCUGUUCA